CGGCAAAAGGCGUCACUCACAGAACUUUCUCUCGUGCCGCCAUUUUAUGCGUGCUAGGAAAGCGAGCCGUUUCCGCGUCGUUUGAUUAAAGAUCUCAAGCCAAAUUGGAAUACCCACCUGUGCUCCAUAGAAGUAUUGCUGUGCUUUACGUUGGGGACUUUGAUCUAAUUUGGGACAUCCAUGUCUAGCUUCCGGGAACUCUUAAUGAAAACCACAGAGACGGUGCCAUCCAGUCAAUGUCUUACAGACUGUUUGUAUCGAGUUGUUCCAACCACUGGACCAGAAGGAAAGAAUCUUCUGAAAUUGGUACCAGUAUCAAAACCAGCAAAUAACUUGGUUCCCUUGAUUCAGCAUACUGUCGUAUGCAAUUCCGCACCAUUGAAAGUUCAAACACACGUUCGUUUUUCUCUGUCAUCUCCUGUGCAAAGUACUUCGUUACCUUUACCAGUGAAAGUCCCGGUUCUGCAGCAGCCUGGCUUCGGGAACUAUGUAAUCACAACACAAGGAAGCCUUCCCAGCACUCCAGAAACACCUUCUGCUCUUCAGAGUAGAACUGUCAUUCUUGAGAAGUCCCAAGUGAAUGGUGCAUCUGAUUCUCCACCAGGAAAUUCACCCUUUGUAAAGAUGAAUCCAAAAUCGCCCCCUCCAGCUGAAAAGUCCCCUUUUAUGCUACCGUCAGGACAUCAUCUUCAGAUACCUGCUAAUGCCGAAGUAAAAGCUGUUCCAGCCUCUCUGUUGCCUUUUGCAAUCCAGCAGAAGAUUUUAGCAACAAUGCCCUGUGGUGAUGCCCCCCAAAACUCUCCUGUUAUUUAUGUGUCCCCUGUCAACACUGUAAAAACACAAGCCGCCAAGCCAGUGCCACCAAUAUACCCCAAAACCGAACCUUCGGCUGCUGCAUUGGAAGCGAUGCCUUCAACCGUGAAGGCUCAUAGUAAUAAUCGACUACCUGAUAAAACGGAGUCUCCAAAGGGACCAAUGAAGUGGAUUGUGCGAGAACAAAAAGAGUCUGCAGCUUGUCUUGUUCCGGUGAAGUCUUCCAAUGACACCGCCUCAAAAAUCUUAAAAAUGCUAUCUGGGAAACAAAAUGAACCACCGAAUCUUGCAGAUGUGCUAUCAAUGUGCAAUAAUUCUUCCGACUCAAAAGGAAUCCACAUAAAAGACAAUGCCCUGGUUAUGUACAACAACAAAAUUUAUCUCCUGACUAAAAAAGGAUCUGGGGUUUUCAAUGCGCAAACAAAUACGCCCGAGUCGCCAGAAAAAAAACCAACGCUGUCCAAGUCCAUGAAAGAUAUCUCCAAUAAAGUGGUUGAGGUGGUUCUCUCAAAAAAUAAAGCAUCCAAACAGAACAGCGCUUCCCCGAUAAACCCCAACGUAGUCAGCUUGGUUCCGCUGAACGCGAAAAACGAAACAACUUUGCAUCAGCAGCUGCUGACACCGAAAAAUGAGUCUGUAUUAUUUAGCAUUAAGGACGAUUUUGUUGCUCAAACGUCCUCUGCCGUUUCAAAGCAGAAUAACCAGGAACCCAAUGUGCCAAAAGCUGUAGUGAGUUCUAUCAUUCACUUUCCCGCAAAAGUGCCACAGGAACCAACAUCGGUUACGCCAGCUAAACAGAUAGAAACAGCCACCGCUGAGGAGAUGGAUAACGCUCUUUCAGGUUGUAAAACUAGCGACGAAAGUUUAAGGUUGAAGUUUGGUUUAAACAAAGAAGAAAAAGUUGUCUUAAGAAGGCUCCCUGCAUCUUGUCCAGAUGAGACGUCUAAAGAGACAUCUAAAUCCAACAACCAGUCUUGUUUUAGUUACAGAACGAGAGCUGCUCUAAACAAGAGUCUUUCUUCUGAAAAUAAAACUCCAUCAGACACUCAUCCAGAGGAAAAACUUCAAGUCAAACGAAGAAUGCCUGUAGACACUCUAAAAUAUGCAAAAAAGAGCAACCUAGGUAGCUCGGAAUUGCUGCAAGACUCUGUUACCUUAAAUAGGUCCAGAGGCUUACAGGAAUCAGCCAGUUCAACGUCCCUUAACGUCUCUGAAAAUCCUGUGGAAAAAGCCUCUUCCCCCACCCGAUCUAGUGUUUCCCCACCAAGCACAGUGUAUUUUUCUCCAUCUAGUGCUGUCAAUCACUCGGUAAGCAAUCAAGUGGAAGCAAGUUCUACAGCGACAGCAUCAAAUGACUCCACGGACAAUUAUUCCAGUAUUCCAGUCUUUAAUACUCCAUCUACAAAGGUUCCUAGAACGAGUUUGUGUCCUUCUCCCGUGGAUCUAGAUGACACCGUAAGGGAUGAGAAGAUCCGCCGACUGAAGGACCUUUUAAGAGAACGUGAGGAAGCUCUAGAAGCUAUACGGAAGCAGAUGACCUAGAUUGCUACAAAGUGUUCUAAUUUCACUGUGAAUUCACCUUUCAGUACUAGCAUAAGUGUUGUAUUAAAUAAUGGACUUGAUGAACACCUUGCUGUGUCUAGAGGGACUAACUAAGUUAUUUCUUUUAAUGGUUUUUGCCUUCGAGUAGAAGGUAAAAUUCACAAACUGUUAAUUGUUGCUAAAGUUUUAAUUUUCCCUUUUUUUGUUUGGUCAGUUCAGACAGUAUUUAACCAAGGAACUGAGACAUUUUCAAUUUAGUAUGGUUUUAUCCUUGUUAGAGUAAUUACUAUUUUUUCCCCUCUCACUAUAAGGGUAUAUAAAGACUAAAAAAAUAAAUUUUAUUCACUACAAUAUUUCUGUCUCAAAGAAUGCUACUGUUAUAUUUUGUACAACAGUUUAAAUGCCUUUAUAAAAUGUACUGAGCUUCUCAUGCCAUAUUAUGUGCCCCGUGUUGUGUUAAUGGGAUUACGUUGUACUGAAUGGUAAGUUAGUAUUAAUGAAGCAUAAUAAUCUUAUUUGUACUAAACGGUAAAAGAAAAAUGUACUGCUCAUUCAGUUUUCAAUUAUGACUUCUAGAAGUUUGUAAUGGAAAAAUAUUUGCAAUUACUGAUGCCAGUCAAACAUGCUUUCACUCACAUGAAACAUUAAUAUUUCUCUGUGUACUCCAAAAAUAAUAAGCAGAUCUGUCAUUUUAUUCUUUCAUCUGGUGUUUGAGUCUCAAAUACAUUUUAAGACACCUUUU
This is a messenger RNA of Spea bombifrons (plains spadefoot toad), 3097 nucleotides long. It is a transcript of the gene LRIF1, whose product is annotated as ligand dependent nuclear receptor interacting factor 1. The transcript is spliced from 5 exons. The record is from RefSeq and is a predicted model, not a curated record. Gene Ontology annotation, molecular function: nuclear retinoic acid receptor binding. Lineage: Eukaryota; Metazoa; Chordata; Amphibia; Anura; Pelobatidae. Gene Ontology annotation, biological process: regulation of DNA-templated transcription. Bases 181 to 2355 code for a protein of 724 amino acids.